This is a messenger RNA of Callorhinchus milii (elephant shark), 3061 nucleotides long. It is a transcript of the gene trim25, whose product is annotated as tripartite motif containing 25. NCBI's taxonomy places the organism in Eukaryota, Metazoa, Chordata, Chondrichthyes, Chimaeriformes, Callorhinchidae. The transcript has 8 exons. Gene Ontology annotation, molecular function: protein binding; zinc ion binding. Bases 15 to 1967 code for a protein of 650 amino acids. The record is from RefSeq and is a predicted model, not a curated record.
GUGCUGUUGGCAAUAUGGCGGCGUCUGUGUCCCCUCUGUGCGGUCUGGAGGAGGACCUGACCUGCUCCAUCUGUCUGGGAGUGUUCGAGUUCCCGGUCACGGUGCCGUGCGGCCACAGCUUCUGCCUGAGCUGUCUGCAGCAGUUCUGGUGUGGGGACCGGCAGUUCCUGCUCGGCUUCACUUGCCCCCAAUGUCGCACCGCUUUCACCACGAAACCGGAGCUGAAGAAGAACAAUGUGCUGUGCACUGUGGUGGAGGAGUUCCUGCGGUCCCGAAACCCCCCCGAAUGUUCGCCCGAAAAGCAGCUCCAACAACCGGGGGACGUGGCGUGUGACUCGUGCCCUCCGCGGGGCAACAGGGCGACCCGCACCUGUCUGACCUGUAUGGCCUCCUUCUGCCCCAAUCACCUGGAGCCGCAUCAGAACAGCGCCGCCUUCCAGAGCCAUCAGCUGCGGGAGCCGCUCCGGGACCUGCAGGAGAGGAAGUGCGAGGAACACAGUAAAAUCCUGGAGUUCUUCUGUGAGGAACAUUCCAAGUGCAUCUGUUCCCUCUGUCUCCUGUCCCACAAACUGUGCCGCACCGCCUCCAUGGAGGACACGAAGAAGGAUAAAGAGGCUAAACUGCAGCAGGAGCAGAGGGAUGUGGAAUAUCGGAUCAUGAGCGUACAGCAUAGCAUGGAGAGGGUGAAUUUCCAGACAGAACACCUUAAAGAAUCAGCUGUGAAACAGAAAAUGUUGUUCUCAAUGGAAUUUAAUGAGAUGAAAAUGGCAAUCGAGGAAGAGGAGAAAACUGCGUUCAGGCUGAUUGAAGAAGAAGAGAGAUUAGCCAACAAGCAAGUCAACAGCAUCCUGGGUAAAAUGACCAUUCAACUGUCUGAGCUCAAGCAAUACCGAGAGCAGUUGGGGGCCGUGCUGUCACACACUGAAGGCAUGGGCUUCUGGAAGGCUCUGUGCGGAGUGAGCGAGCCUAUGCCGGGGCAGUGUGAGCCACCAGAGCAGAUUGUGCUGGACGGCAAACGGCUGGAGCUGCUGGGAAAAGCCGUGGCCUCCCUGCGAGAGACGGUCAAAGGUCAGAUACACUCACAGAUUGAGAAGAGACUCAGGCGGCUGGCAGCAUCUUCGGAGCCCGAGGAAUCUGUUUGCACCCCCAGAGAAUCAGCUCCACUGAGGGAAUACGUUCCACCGAAAAUACCAGCCCAACCCAGUAAAGCAGCGAAGGAUAAAACCAAACCUAAGAAAAUAAAGCCGAGAAAUUCAUGCAAUCAGGACCAAAUUGGAGUUACACCAGAGAGCUGUGGCAAAGGCAGCAACUCACAACCAAGCAGUGGACCAUUGGUGAACACCAGCCAGCAAAUACCACGUUCGAGCAAGGCUUCCCCGAGGACCAGGGAGGAUUUCCUGAAAUACAUCUUCAAAGUGACCUUCAACCAUCGCACUGCCCACAAGCGGCUUGUACUGAGCGAUCACUACACUCGGCUGUCUGUGGCCGAACAGCCUCAGCCCUACCCGGACAUCCCUGAGCGCUUUACCCACAGCUCCCAGGUGCUGGGGUUCCAGGGGAUGGUGAGUGGCCGGUAUUACUGGGAGGUGAGCAAUAAUGGGCAAAGCUUCUGGAGUGUCGGCAUCUCCCGCAGGGAUAUUGAGCGGAACGGAGCACAGAGCCGGCUAGGCAGGAACCAGGUGUCCUGGUGUUUGGAGGCAUGGGGAUCGAAGCUGUGCGUCUGGCAUAACGAGCGGGAGACCGUGCUUAAGCCUCCUCAGCCCCUGGUGAUCGGUCUGUACCUGGACCUGGAUGGGGGGUCACUGACCUUCUACUCCGUGGCUGACCGGAUGGUGUUCCUCCACCGCUUCCCUGUGCUCCUGGGCCAGGAGCUCUUCCCUGCCUUCUGGGUGUUUUCCAACAACACAACACUCAUGCUGGGGCCACGUGCACAGACCCCACUGCUGCACAGCCACAACACUUCAUAGAAAACUGUCACAAACACUUUGAGACACUAAUCAAGGAAUAUUAUAAAUAUAAUCAUUUGAGUUUAGUAACUGGAGGAGACAUUUUGCCUAUCAAGCCUGUUCCAUCAAUUAAAUUGAUGAUCCCCCUUCCCUGCCAAUUCUCUAUUCCCUUUAAUGACUUUGCUCCACAAAAACCUGUCUCUCAAUUUUUGAAGUGAAGUUUUCAGUAAGUGACACUAAUUGGCACAAAAUACAGUCACUGUACAUUACAAUAUAACCUGUGAAGCACUUUGGGACAAAGCUUGAAAGGCUUUAUACCAAAUGUAAGGAUUAUUACCUACUGGGGGAGGUAAGAGGGUGUUCUUGGAGCUGAACUGGCCCCAAGGUGACAUACCCAUUAACGGAAUUUCAGAAUCAAGCCAGCCCUCUAUGUCGGUCUCUAGUCCGGUUCCUGAGCCAGGUGGGUCUGCAAUAAUCUAGGGCACUGCUGAUGACAGCAUAGACCAGCCUGGCUUGUCAGCAGGACCUGUAAGGGCAGACCAGUCACUGGGGGCAGCGAGUCAUCCCCCUCAGCUCCUAUUAACCCUGCCUCCAAAGCCCUAAUGGGUAGGGCGGACCUAGCUGGACAAGCAGUGGGAAAACUUGCCAGACAGCAAUAUCAAUGGCCAAAGCUCGGUGGUUUUAGCUGGUUAGACUCCCAACAGUUAUCCCAACGCACACUCUGCGUUCCCCCCCAAGGCUUGGCUCUUGCCAACCUGCGCCGAAAACGUUCCGGAGUAAGGUGAGGAUGCAUCCCUCCAGGGAGAGAGUGAACAUCCCAUUACAAUUAUCUCUGGGAUUUCCAUGUGUAGGGGGAUGCAUGGAAUUCUCAAUUUGGUUUGGAGACUCUUAAGCAGGUGAUGGGUUUCUGCAUGUCGAGCGACGGGACACCAGUUGACCAAAAAAAAUUAUCCAGAAAGCUUUCUGAGAUGUUUGUGAUAAAAAUGCUGUGUUGAAUGGAAAGCUUUUUGUUGCAAUUCUCAGGUGGUGUGAGCUGAGUGUUUCACUUCAAGCUCUUGUGUUUGCCUCUCUGUAAAUCUAUCUCUGCUCAAUAAACAGUUGAUUAAAUGGCCCAG